Messenger RNA from Cyclocybe aegerita, 372 nucleotides. The record is from the annotation of a GenBank genome assembly. Lineage: Eukaryota; Fungi; Basidiomycota; Agaricomycetes; Agaricales; Hemipholiotaceae.
AUGGUUUACAAAGCCGCAGGAUACAAGCUCUCCGUCGCCCAAGCGCAGGCUUGGAUAAAGCAGGCCACCGGAAAGGAAUGCCCCGGCCCAGACAUCCCCGACGUCCUGAAACGCAUCUUGAAAGACGCAAACAUCAACUGGCUCGCCAUUUGCGGCACAUCAUACGAAGGGAAGGACACCAUCCUCGUCGUGCGCCACCAGGGCGAGGACAGAAAUUCGACUAUGGAAAACUGCAUUCCUGCAAAUGAGCGCCCGCAGGAUAAGAAAGCGAAGGGAAUCUUCUUGGAGAUGUCGGGGUUGAAGGACGAAGAGGUCGAGUGGGUGACUAUUCCCGAUCCGUACGGGGACCUCAAUCCUUGGUGGAUAGGAUGA